Guillardia theta CCMP2712 is the source of this 384-nucleotide messenger RNA. RefSeq lists its product as hypothetical. Gene Ontology annotation, molecular function: structural constituent of ribosome. Gene Ontology annotation, biological process: translation. The coding region runs from base 1 to 384 and encodes 127 amino acids. Gene Ontology annotation, cellular component: large ribosomal subunit. NCBI's taxonomy places the organism in Eukaryota, Cryptophyceae, Pyrenomonadales, Geminigeraceae. The transcript is spliced from 7 exons. The record is from RefSeq and is a predicted model, not a curated record.
AUGGCAUGGCAGAGGUUGACACAGAGGUUUGCGUUCUGGGCGGAGAGGCUGGUCCCGAGGCCUCAGCAGCGUUUGAUGCUGUCGUAUGAGACGAGCUCGGCGUGCUCGGAGUCAGCGAUCUCAUCGCCUUCCCUGCCUGAGAGGCUGAGCGAGCUGCUGGAUGGGUUGUGGUUUGCGGUUCCUAAGAAGAGGGUGUCAGCAGCGAGACGUGACGUGCGGAAUGCGCCGAAGGCGUUGAAUUGGGAUUACUCCAUCGUUCCUUGUAAGAAAUGCGGGAAGCCUCGGCGUCCUCACAGAUACUGCGAUCAGUACAACUGCGCUCGGGUCGAUGAGGUCGAGAGACCUCAAGUCGAGUCUUCGGACGUGAAGGAGGGAAGCAGCUGA